Beta vulgaris subsp. vulgaris (sugar beet) is the source of this 1483-nucleotide messenger RNA. RefSeq lists its product as uncharacterized. Gene Ontology annotation, biological process: vesicle-mediated transport. The record is from RefSeq and is a predicted model, not a curated record. Gene Ontology annotation, molecular function: small GTPase binding. Bases 256 to 1050 code for a protein of 264 amino acids. Lineage: Eukaryota; Viridiplantae; Streptophyta; Magnoliopsida; Caryophyllales; Amaranthaceae. Gene Ontology annotation, cellular component: Golgi apparatus; membrane. The transcript has 6 exons.
GAAAGUGUAGUUUGUCAAAUGUCCGUUCUAAUACACGACGACAUAUACAACGAGAAAGGAAGAAAAGGGGACUUUUCAGUUUUCAGCCAUAAUUGUUGCAACCCAAAAACAUGGCGGAAUUCUGAAAAAGCUCGAAUCUCGAUCAAAAAACUACGCAUUUCCGCGAAUAAUUUCUCCUUUGAAAUCAUAGAAUCACAAUCUUACCUAAUUUCUUUUUCCUUUUCUCUGAUUUGUGUAUCGGAAGUUUGAUCAUGGAUGAACAGUACACUAAUCUUCCAACAAGCCAUUUACUUGGCUCAGUUCCAGUACGCUGUUGUAGCUGAAGAACGGAAGGGUGAGUCGUACACGGCGCCCCAAGCGACUUUGCAAAGCUUUCCUCCACACCAAGGUGGAGACAGGGGACCGGGAUAUCAGAAUCUUGGAAAUUCAAGUGAAGGAGGUGGGCCACCACCUACAAACACUUGGCAGGGAGUCUUUAAUAUCUACUCAUACACACAAUACUUCAACGUGGAUACAGACAUUGUUAUUAAUAGAUUGCUGAGUUCAUUGGAUCCUCGAAGUGGUGAUUUCUUUAGCAAGAUUGAGGCAAAUCCUGAUCUGUAUGGGCUUAUUUGGGUCUCCACGACUUUGGUAUUUGUGAUUGCAGCUCUAGGAAAUUUAGCCACCUACUUAAUAGGGAAUUCUUCCUGGAAUUUUGAUGUCAGCUUUAUGAGUUUGGCUGCCAGUACAGUGUAUGGGUAUGCAAUUGUGGUGCCAUUGGCGUUCUAUUUCUUGCUUCAGUAUCUGGGAUCGCCUGCCAGCGUUGUACGCUUCUGGUGCAUGUGGGGUUAUUCUCUCUUCAUCUUCGUUCUAAGUUGUUUUUUGUUGGUAAUUCCUCUGGAGUUCCUCCGCUGGGUGAUUAUACUCCUAGCAAGUGGUGUUUCAGCCUGUUUUGUUGCCUCAAACCUCAGGACUUACGUUGAGGGGAAUGAUCUCAUGGUGGUUUUGAUAGCUGCAUUUCUGUUGCAAUUCGCUUUAGGACUCUUUAUCAAGGUCUGGUUUUUCACAUAGAAUUUCUUGCCUCAUCUGAUGAUGGAUCUUUUCAAGAUUGAAUUUUUGGGGAGAGAUUUGCUUGUGAACAAACAAUCUGACCACGCCAUGACCUAUAGAAUUUGUUUUUUCCUUCUUUCCUAGUUAUUUUUCCGUCUUUUGUUGUUGUUGUUGUUGUUGUUGUUGUUGUCGUCAUCGUCGUCAUAUUGUUAGUUUUUUUUUGUGUUCUGAAAAGCCAUCAAUUUAGGUAUGAAAGCUUGGGGUAAGUGGUAGCAGACUGGCAGAACAGGAAUUGUAUUUCUUUCUGCGUUGUUAAUUUUGUUGUCGUCUUUUUUAUCUGGGUGGCUUUAUCUAUUUUUUUAUCUGGAUUCUACACUAUCUUGUAAAUAGAAUUUACUCAAGUGAUUUACUGAGUGAUGAGUGACUGUUGGUAUAUCGCAUACUUUAAUGGCUA